Messenger RNA from Biomphalaria glabrata, 4110 nucleotides. RefSeq lists its product as uncharacterized. Gene Ontology annotation, cellular component: centrosome. The record is from RefSeq and is a predicted model, not a curated record. Lineage: Eukaryota; Metazoa; Mollusca; Gastropoda; Planorbidae. The transcript is spliced from 17 exons. The coding region runs from base 202 to 2685 and encodes 827 amino acids.
AAAAAUUAGACUCUUUCAUGAUGCAUGGGUUAUUUUGCGUUUUACUUGUCUAGAUUCUAAAUCUCGCUCGAUAACUAGCGUUACUUUAACAGAGUCAAUGGCGACCAAUGCUCAUGGCUAAUGGAUCUUCGGCUGUAAAACGGAAUUGUAAACCUUUUUAACUGAUUAUCGAAUGGCGGCUAAUCAGCUUUAAUUGUAAAAAUGACAUCUUUGGAGCUUGUUCGUCACCCAGAUACUCCUAGGGAAGCCCCAAAUGAUUGGGGAACAGGUCGUCGAGGAGCGGAAAGUUUAUGGAUUCCUCGAGCACCAACCUUCCACCAUACUGGCUUUCCUCUUGAACAUCAUUACCAACUGACAAGCUUGAAACUGAGUGCUGUGCGAGACAAUGAUGAGCUGAUUCCACGUCCUCAGUCAGUCAAUGUUAUUGAAAAGGCAAUCAACAAACCGUUCCCAGCCGAGCAUCCAUUUGCAUCCCAUAUUGAGAAGUUCGCCUUGAUCCCUAAAUUUGAUUCACCCCAGGACCCUAAGAGAGGUGUAGCAGCUCGCCGGAAACCCAUUAGUAAUGAGAUGCCAGCUAAUCCUUAUGAUACCAUUGUAGUCAAGAAAACCAAAGGUUUCCCUUACAGAGAAGAAAUCCAGUUCUUACCAAGUGACACAAACAAAGAUCCACUGUACUGGCAGGGAGAGCACUUCUUUGAUCAGCAAUCUAAAAUUCAUGGUAACAGACUGCAGUAUUACCCAACACCCAUCAAGCAGAUUGCACCUAACUUGCAGGAGCGGCCCCCAGAGUACCAGGUGUCGGAGAGGUCAGAGAAUGUGCUGAGGAACCUUGAGCGAGAUCAGUGGCUAACUACACAUAACUUGAACUACACUGGACUUGGGCCAGCCAACCCGAUGUGCCUAGACAACCUAGAAUGUAAGAAUGUCAGCUUUUUUAAAACCGGACUUUGGGAUGAUAAUUUGUAUCCAUGUUCUGUCAAUACGUUUGACCCAGCUCGUCCAAUGGAGGGAAGACUCAGGAAACUCUUUGCACCAAAACAUCCUGAACAAAUUUAUAUAGAAAGUGGGUUCACCAGCACCCCAGUGAAGAGGAAAAAGAACAAGAAUGAAAUUGAAGAAGAUCGCUUGCUGAAUGGACGAGACUAUGUUAAUUUGCCUGAGGACUUCAAUAAAAACAACUUGAAUGAAAUAGUUUCUUGCCCACAGCAACCAGGUUUUGCAAAUGUAGAUACAUCUGAGCCACAACAGGAGAGUGGCAGGACAGGGGAAGCCACUCAACGUGAUGAGGUGGUGUAUCUUUCAGAAUUGGAGAAAGAGAUGCAGAAGUCUGUGCAGCAGAUUGAAGCACAAAACCGUUGGAAACUACUUGAGUCUUCAACACCUAAACAUGAUAUCAGUCAGUUAAGGGUCAAAUACAAUAUACUCAAAGAUAAGGAAAUGCCAACUGCAUUUUAUAGGCAUGAAGGAAAAUAUAAUGAGGAAAGAGCUGGCCUCUAUAAGACAAGCUAUGAUCCGCAGCAACUGGCCUACUCGAUGAAUGCACAACGUCUUAGUGGAGGCACUUUGUUCAACACAAGCUUAUCCCAUGUUGAUGCCAGUCAAUAUCCCACAGUCCUUUGGGAUGAAAACGAGGCUGCACUAAGAGACAGCAACACUGUUGUAUUCAAGAACAAUGAGUUGAGUGGAGACAGACCCAGUACAGGGGACAUGCUGGACCCUUACAAUGAGACUGUUGCACUGCAAAGGGCAGCCCUUCAGCCUGAUGUGGCCACAGCCAACCCACGGGUUCAGGAAGGGGAGUUUAUUCUAAGAGACAGUGUAUAUGGAGGAUAUCACAACACCAAAAAGUUUCUACAGGAGAACAAACUGGAAAAGAACAUACGCAUAGAUCCAAGUUUUGUAAUGUCUAAAGAGAAUCAAAAUUUAGAGAGAGUUCGUGAGAAAGCAGCUCCAAGAAAUAAACCAGUAAGAACCGGUUCUCUCAAAGUGGUACAUUUCUCUGAUAAGGUCAAUGUGGGUAACAUGCAUGUGAAUGUUCCAGUGAAAAUUGAAGAAUCUUUUAUCACCCCGCUGACCAAACAGGAAGGUGAAGAGUUGGCCAGUGCUUUUGGUCAUGAUAAGAUAACUUCACUAAGCUAUACAGAGACCAAAAAACAAGGGCCACAAUCCAUAAAUGAUCUGAAAGGAGAUUGCAGGAAUCUGGCUGAAAAUUUGCUCGGCAGUCCUGCAGUGCCCACUGUCAUAGCUAGGAAUACCACCAUGGCCUUGAAACCUGAAUUUGUCAACUUCACCCGAAAACCUCAGCGGAAUGCGACUUCGGUCUCCGAGAUGGCUGACCAGUUUAGGAGUUUAUCCACUAAUUUUUUGCCAACUGGUCUGAAAAAUGCUUCUUCUAUGAGUACCAGCUAUUCAAGCCAGUUUCCAUACUAUGACCUGUCAGAGAAGAAAGAUAGAAGAUUUGAUUGGGAGCCUGGCAAAGGUCAUCUGAAGCCGCAGUCCUGCCUGAUGGAUUUACAGGACAGUUUUAUCAAAUCUGAGGUUCAUAAACGAUUUCAUCAUCAAUUUCCUGAGAUUGCCCCGGACCACAGAAUCAAUGUCAAUUCUGAUAUACAUCAUAGGAAAAGAACCAUUCUCUCCAAUCCGUCCCUUGCUUUUGAGCAGAUCUGGCAGGCAGAAGAAUGUUAGCAAACAUCCUUACCAAAAUAAAAACUGUUAUCUACAUCCACAAAAUUUGUUUUACUGAAUACAUUUGAAGUUUGAUUUUUUUGUUUUGUUUUGAAAUAAUCUGAUACUUUUACUUGCUGAGUUUUAAUAUAUUUUCUGUAUAUUAUGAUGGAGAGGCAAAGUCAAUAAUUUAAAGUAUUGAGGAACCUAAUAAAUAAUUCCAAUUUUCUAUUUGUUCACUAAGCAAAGCAACCUAAAUGCCUAAAUAUAUGUCACAUGAUAUGAGAAAAUUGUAUGAUAUUGGGUAUUUUUACCUUAAACUUAACAAUGUCAAGGACUCUUAAGACUGCUUUAUGAUCCUUACAGAAAUUUGUUGUGAUUACAAGGACUCUUUUCUCAUAUAAAGACAACACAACAGAAAAAUACACAUAAAUACAACAGACACAACAUAAAGAGUUCAUUCAGUGACUACACAUAGGUAUCUUGGUGCUUUUCAUGUUCCCUGAUCACUUCACUGUUGCCAACUAAAAACAAUUGAGCUAUAAUUUUAACAAUAUCUUCAUGAGGGCAGUUGAUAUUCAUAUCAAGUCUCCUUUAUUACUGCUAGUCAGUUGCUCUUUUGUUUUUAAAUAAGUUUUUAGUCAUAGAGUCUACUGCUUCCUACAUUUUGAAAUUAUUUUAUGUUAUAAAUUAAAGAGCUUAAAAAAUUAGGUUCUUCUGUUUUGAAAAGUGAAAAAGAAAUUUAUCAUACACCUUUUAAAAAAACACAUAGCUUAUCCACACUUCCUGUAUUUUAGUACACCAGAUACACCAAACUUGAGUUAUUUAUAGUUUUUCUGCCAUGUUCUGAAAAUCUCCAACAGUAUCUAAUGGAUUGAAAUAAUGGAUAGAGUAAUAAAGACACUGAAUUUGAAAACUAUAGUGUAAAGUGGUUUUGACAUGACCCUCUAGUUAAAUUAUACUUUAGAUAGACUAGUUAUAGUGCUUGUGUUUGUUUGCAUUUCUUUACAUAUAAAACUCUUUUGCAGCUGAAGUUCUUUUGUUUAUGAUUCAUGUUGCUGUUUUUUUUUUUACAAAGCUUAUACAAACUCACUCACUCAGUCUGUCUGGUAAAAAGUUUGUACACAUUUUUUUUUCUCCUGCACUCAUUCUUGGCUAAAGUUGAACCUUUGCACGAUUAUUCACUGGUAUAGACAAGACAUGAAUCAAUUUAAAAAAAAAACUUUAACCAAUAAGUCAAUUAAUUACUACUAUUUAAUUAUUUUGUUUGAUACCAACAAGUGAAAUUAAUCCUUCAGUAUUCACAGAUAUGCCUAAAUAUGUAGUAUUUUGUCCCCUAUGGUAAUUAAUUAUUUUGUUUGAUAUUGAAUAAAGGAAAUAACUUCCAUGUUAUUGAGAAAUAUAGCUGCAAGUGCAGAUUUAUUCCUCUUAGAUAAGCUUUUUUUU